This is a messenger RNA of Rotaria sp. Silwood1, 786 nucleotides long. The record is from the annotation of a GenBank genome assembly. NCBI's taxonomy places the organism in Eukaryota, Metazoa, Rotifera, Eurotatoria, Philodinida, Philodinidae.
AUGACAUCAACAACAGCUAUAGUUCUCAAUUUUAUUUCACUUAUUGAAACUAUAUUUAUUGGUGUUAUGUCCAUAUUCAUGUUUAGUGUAUUGUUGCGAUCAAUUAUACGCAAUCGUGAUGUAGUUUUAAUUUUGGUAGCUAAUAGUUAUGUAGCAUUACUCGCAUUUGCACUUAUAGCUAUAGCUGCUUUUCGUUUCUUUCGUGUGGUGUAUUCUUCUUCUAUAUGGCUACAAUAUAGUCUUACGUAUGCUGUGAUUAUUCCAAUUUUAUGGCUUAUCUCGUUUCUUUUUCUUUUACCGGUUCAUGCUUGGCAUGAUAUACAACUUAUGUCUACGGAAAGUAUUUGCGUACUAGCUAUACAUAGUGCUCGUGGAUUUAUUUGGUCUACUAUAUUUAUUUAUGGUCUACCAAUGAAUAUCAUCAAUACUAUUUAUUUUCAGUUAGCACGAUUUAUGCGUCGAUCACCUCUACCUACUUCAGCACGAACUAAACGUGAUGUAAUCGUAAUACAUCGUAUUGUAUUAGUUGUUAUUAUAUUAAUACUAAUGGGUGCUCCUUCUGUAGUAUUGGAACUAAUGUUACCUUUUACUGAUGUAGGAAAACCAUUGUUUUAUCGCAUUUCCAAUAUGACUAUAGUCACUGCUAUGCUUGCUCUUAGUUUUAUGCUUGUUUAUGUCACUCCUCAAGUUACAGAAAUACUUAUGCGUAUUGGAAAACAACAUCAAGUGAUACCUACAUACUCACAACCACGAUUUGGUUUACCUUCUACAACUAUAAAACGUUAA